Molecule: messenger RNA, 1109 nt
Organism: Amoebophrya sp. A120
Lineage: Eukaryota; Dinophyceae; Syndiniales; Amoebophryaceae
Source: the annotation of a GenBank genome assembly
CAAACACGGCAGGUUCGUUAUUACAAUGAAAAAUGCCCCCACCCCCGAACUUGAAAGUAUUUGUAUUGCAAAGCUUUCCAAAUGAAACAUUCGGCCUCUUGCAUGUAUCAGCAUCACAGAUUUCCGAUCGUGAAUAGCAAAAAUUUGUAUUGCAAAAGAUCCCAGCAAGAGCGGUGCUUCUCAUGUAAGCGAUGCGAACCACGACUAGAAUCUGCAUCAGAAAGCUUCAUACUCCUUUCAUGCAUGACAAAAAGUUUUCAUUUGGAAACUUCGCAUCACAAUUUUUUGCAACUUUGGGGUGGGAGGCCCUUUUCACUGUAAUAUUCGUUUGCAGAAGAAGGGGAUCGAGCGGCGGGACCUGGUGGAGUUCUUGCGGCGCGUCGCCCCCCCGGUGCCUUUACUCCCCCCUCUCCUGUGCUGCGCUGCAUGGAUUUGGGAGAAAAAAUACCGUGGUCACCCUCUUCUUCACCGGAGCUCUUGUUUUCAGCAUCUCCGCCGGGUCGUACUGAGGGGGCUCCGAAAGAAGUACAACGGCCAGCCCACUUCGAGAGGAAAAUGAAGUCACCGACUUCUUCUCCUGAGAGUCACCCGAAAGAACACCGACCAGAGCCAAACUUCGAGAAGCGGCCAGAGCCAGACUUUGAGAGGACGCGAAAAAGCAGAAGUUCCAGCCCUAGCAGAAGCCGAAGAUCAAGUAUGAGAGUGCACAACUCGACGUCCCCCUCCCCUCAUUUGUAUGGCAUGAGCACGAGCAGCAAAAAUACAGACACCAGGAGCUCCAAUGGAGCGUUGGCUUUCAUGUUGGCAUCAAGUUGAUUCGCCUAUAACAUAGCAUUGUGUCGUGGUCUCCUUCUUCCGAGAUUAUUCGUCAUGCAAAAAUAAACCGUGUCACACUUCUCACAACGCGACGAUAGGAUUUUGGAUUUUGCAUUACAAGUGAGGGGGACGACGGGGAGUUGUUGCGCACGGUCAUAUCAAAAAAAAGCAGCAACCGAGUAUACGGCCCUCCUGACCAUCAAGAGCUUCUUGAGAAACUGCAACACCUGGCCGUGACGCAAGAUAGUGUCAACAUCAAGGAAAGCGAAAGAAAAACUACACCUACAGCUAAC